GUAAUUCAAAUAUUGUUUUAUCUUCAUAUCCUCUUACGUACUAGAAAUCUAGAGAGAAGAACUCCGACAUCCCUCGAAGUGUAUAUCGAGGAUGUAACAAAUCGCCUCUCCAACGUGGGAAACUCGCGAUUUGUAACAUCCUCAAUACACAUCGAAGGAUGUAGGAGUUCUUCUAGUGGAUCACAGAUGGCGCCCGAAUUAGUUUAUAAGAUUUCAUGGAUUUACAAGAUUUAAAAUGCCCAAGGAGAACAGCUGUGGCGUUGAUGUUUGUCUGGAAAGCCCCUUGGAGAACGCUCCACACUGCCCCCAUGGUCCGACCCUCCUGUUCCAGCGAUAUAUAAAACAAUCGGCUAGAGAAGAUGCAACAGUUCAAAAGUUCUACGCUUGUUCUGCGUGUCGUGAUAGGAAGGAUUGUAGCUUCUUCCAACAGGUUGGAGAGAAGGUGUCAGAGGCAAAGUUGAAUGCCAGAGAGGACAUGAACAGGAAGAGUCAGCCACCAAACUCUCACAGAGAGUAUUACACAAGUUUCGAAAAAGCUAAACUGACACCUGCAUCAUCCAGGACAUUCUGUCAAACCUGCAACGUCCUGCUGAUACCAAAAGACAAGCCGUCCCAUCAAGACCACAAACUUCUGUCACCAGUCACUGAUGCUGAUCUCCAGAAACCAAGCCAUCUACUCAAACCAUUGGACAACAAGAAAACUAAUGCUCAAUACUUGUUCUCGGAUGAGACUGUAUCUUUCAUGUUGUCAACGUUCAGGAGACUUGGGUUUACGCAUGUACUCUGUGUAGGAUCACCCAGGAUCUUCGAAGCUAUUUCGUCUGAUGAAUCAAGCCUUGGCAUGCAAGCCCUCCUAUUGGAUAUAGAUCACAGAUAUCAACAGUUCUUUAGCCCCGACCACUUCUGCCGUUACAAUAUGUUCAACCAUCAUUUCUUUGGCGGUGAGGAGAGCAAGAAGAUCUACACAAAAUUCUUGAGGAAUGAGAAGCUAGUGGUCGUGACUGAUCCACCGUUUGGAGGACUGGUCGAAGUCAUCGCAUUUACUGUCAAGAAGAUUAUGCAAGAGUGGAAAGUGGAAGGAAAACACGAGAAAAAUCUUCCACUGAUGUGGAUUUUUCCAUACUUCAUGGAGAAAAAGAUAGAAGAAUUCCUGCCCACUCUUACCAUGCUCGAUUAUAAGGUUGACUAUUCUAACCAUGCUGUUUUCCAUGGUGGCCCCAUGGGGAGGAAGCAAGGAUCUCCUGUUAGGAUAUUUACAAAUAUCCCUCCCAUCGAUGUCAUCCUGCCAGAGGAUUCCUACAAAUUGUGUGCAAGGUGCCAGAGAUAUGUUUCCAAGCAGAAUGUACACUGUGAUGUAUGUGAUGCAUGUACAUCUAAGGAUGGCGGAGCCUAUGUUCAUUGCUUCAAGUGCGAAACAUGUGUGAAGUCCUCUCGUGUUCAUUGCAAUAAAUGUAACUGCUGCGAACUGCCUGAUCAUUCAUGUGGACGAACUUUAGAAGGGUGUCACAUAUGUGGAGAAAUGGACCACAAAAGGAGGGACUGUCCCAAUAAAAACAGUGUCAAAGUUCAAAAAAGGCAUGAUGAGUCUCAAAGUGUUGAGGACCGGCCAAGGAAAAAGAAGAGGACAGAAAAACCAGAAACAUCAAAGAAAAACAACGCAGGGAACCGUGCAUAUAAACAACGGAAACUCAGAAAACAGAGACAGAAGAAAUCAUGAGCGACUUUUACAGGACACGGAUAUAGUUUUCAUAAAUUGCAUGUAUGAUUAUUGUCCAGGGAGUUAUACAAAAUAAACUCUUGUGUCUUA
Lineus longissimus is the source of this 1807-nucleotide messenger RNA. Its product is annotated as rRNA N6-adenosine-methyltransferase ZCCHC4-like. Gene Ontology annotation, molecular function: nucleic acid binding; rRNA (adenine-N6-)-methyltransferase activity; zinc ion binding. Bases 236 to 1717 code for a protein of 493 amino acids. Gene Ontology annotation, cellular component: cytoplasm; nucleolus. Lineage: Eukaryota; Metazoa; Nemertea; Pilidiophora; Heteronemertea; Lineidae. The transcript is spliced from 11 exons. Gene Ontology annotation, biological process: rRNA methylation. The record is from RefSeq and is a predicted model, not a curated record.